This is a messenger RNA of Medioppia subpectinata, 1430 nucleotides long. The record is from the annotation of a GenBank genome assembly. NCBI's taxonomy places the organism in Eukaryota, Metazoa, Arthropoda, Arachnida, Sarcoptiformes, Oppiidae.
AUGAUACCCAACAGUGCGUUGAGAGCACUGGCCCUCGAGUUUAAGAGUCUUCAAGAGGAACCGGUCGAAGGAUUUCGAGUCAAACUCGUGAAUGAGGACCACCUGUUUGAGUGGGAAGUGGCCAUCUUUGGCCCCCCGGAGACCCUCUAUGAGGGCGGAUAUUUCAAGGCUCGAGUUACUUUCCCACAGGAUUAUCCCUAUAAUCCGCCUGUCCUUAAGUUUCUAACAAAAGUAUGGCAUCCGAACGUAUAUGAAAACGGCGAUCUAUGCAUUUCAAUACUACACCCGCCUAUCGAUGACCCCCAAAGCGGUGAACUUCCGUGUGAGCGCUGGAACCCAACACAAAAUGUCAGGACUGUAUUGUUAAGCGUGAUCUCACUGCUCAAUGAGCCCAACACCUUCUCUCCGGCCAACGUUGACGCCUCUGCUCGAGUUACUUUCCCACAGGAUUAUCCAUAUAAUCCGCCUGUCAUUAAGUUUCUAACAAAAGUAUGGCAUCCGAACGUAUAUGAAAACGGCGAUCUAUGCAUUUCAAUACUACACCCGCCUAUCGAUGACCCCCAAAGCGGUGAACUCCCGUGUGAGCGCUGGAACCCAACACAAAAUGUCAGGACUGUAUUGUUAAGCGUGAUCUCACUGCUCAAUGAGCCCAACACCUUCUCUCCGGCCAACGUUGACGCCUCUGUUAUGUAUAGGCGUUGGAAGGAAUCCAAAGGCAGAGACAAAGAAUAUGAGAAUAUCAUUAAAAAACAAGUGACGGCAAGUCGUUUGGAGGCAGAGAAGGACAACGUUGUGGUUCCGCUAACACUAGAGGAGUAUUGUAUAAAACACAGAACGAAACCAAACGAAACGGAGGCCGAUAUGACUGACUUCUAUGACGACGAUUACGGCGACGAUAUGGAGGACGACGACGAAGACGACGAUUACAAUGAGGACGACAACGAAGACAAUGAAGACAGCGGUAACGGCGAGUCAUGAUGUCUAUGCGGGCCUCCAUUCACUUAAAUUAUCUUCUAUUCAAUCAUUUUAUAAUUUCACUCACAAAAUGACAUUUUAUGUAUAAAAUUGUGCGAAUAUUUUCAAUAAUAUGUAAAAACUAAUGUAUGGGUGAAUGGAAUCAACAAAAAACAAAAACCGGUAUCUGUUUUGGUGUUAAUCCAGUGCUCAUCCGCCAUAUCUGCCAUUAAAUCCCAUUUAUUCUCAGAUUUAUUAUUAAAAAAUUACUCUUUUAUAAGAAAAUAUUUUAAAAUGUGAUAAACAUUAACACAUGAAAUACAUUAGCAAAAUAUAUAGUAAAUAUUGUUUAAUAUUUUUCUUAUAUAACAAUAAUAUCUGAGAAUAUAGAAGAUAAUGAAGAGAAGAGAUACCUAUUAAUUGAUAAUUAACAGCGAUUAUGCUUUGCUUCCCAUUUAUGAUUAUUUUAAUUUCUA